This is a messenger RNA of Corythoichthys intestinalis (scribbled pipefish), 6311 nucleotides long. Its product is annotated as phospholipid-transporting ATPase ABCA1-like. Gene Ontology annotation, biological process: cholesterol efflux; transmembrane transport; phospholipid efflux. Gene Ontology annotation, cellular component: membrane; intracellular membrane-bounded organelle. The transcript is spliced from 42 exons. NCBI's taxonomy places the organism in Eukaryota, Metazoa, Chordata, Actinopteri, Syngnathiformes, Syngnathidae. The record is from RefSeq and is a predicted model, not a curated record. The coding region runs from base 144 to 5558 and encodes 1804 amino acids. Gene Ontology annotation, molecular function: ATP hydrolysis activity; phosphatidylcholine floppase activity; ATP binding.
UCAACAUUGAAGAGCUCGAAGAGCCUGAGACGUUUGGAAAGUUCAUUUUGAAUGAGCUCCCCAGCUUCACACAGAUACGAAAACUUCUGCUUCAUUGUUUCAAUUCCAAUUCGUUCAAGGCUGUAGGCCAAGCCCUAUGCAGCAUGAGCCAAGUGGAAAGCACUGAGUCGAGUUCAAUACUGGACAAUCUAAAUUCUGCACACUGCGAUGAAGUGACUGCUGUAAUGAAAAGGAUGCAAAAUGCUGCAGGAACCACAAAAGCUAUAUUCUUAGGAAAACUGCUUUACACACCAGACACGCCUGUUGUUGAAAGUGUUAUGAAAAAGAUUUUUGCAGAACUGAAGAUUUUCAAGGACUUGAAAAAGAAGUGGUUGGACUUGGGGAGUACUCUACAGCAAAAGGGUGACGACUCUCUAAACUUAGUCAUAUACAAGGAACUCACCGAAACCAUCACUAUUCUUGACAAACUCACUAAGUGUUUGUCGGACAACAAGUUGGAGGGGGUUAAAAAUGAAGAUCAAAUGAUUAGUCGGGCUACGGAUCUCAAGAAGGAGAACCGGUUUUGGGCAGGAGUGGUAUUCGAGCUUCCUGAUUCUGCUACUGAUUCGCUUCCCUCUGAUGUCACCUACAAAAUCCGCAUGGACAGAAAUAUUAUCAGCAGCAAUAAGAUCUACGAUAAAAGCCCUUGGGAACCUGGUAUACCUAGAGAGGAAUCGGCCUACAUUUCGAGUGGCUUUGUGCAUCUUCAGGACAUGGUGGAGAAGGCCUUGAUUGAAAAACUCACAAACAAAACACAAAACACUGGCCUCUACAUUAAGCAAAUGCCAUACUCCUGCUACCGAACUGAUCCAUUAAUAUGGAUUUCUGAUUUUAUUCCAAUUUUCCUUGUACUGAUUUGGACCUUUAACAUCACACUGAUGAUUAAUGGCUUGGUUUACGAGAAAGAAGCCAGACUGACAGAAACGAUGAAAAUGAAUGGACUGAAAACAGGAACACUGUGGCUUGGCUGGUUCAUCAGCGGUCUUGUGCCUUUCCUGCUGAGUAUACUAUUCAUUUUCAUUCUAUGUAAGGUGUUUACCAUCAUGCCAAGCAGCAAUGGGAUGGUCAUAUUUAUUUUCCUGAUGGCAUUUGCCUCUGCCACUAUCAUGCAGUGUUUCCUCAUCAGUACUUUCUUCUCCAAUGCCAACAGGGCUGCUGCAUGUGGGGGGCUCUUGUACUUUUGCCUCUCCUUUGCAUAUAUACCAUUUAUGUCAUGGCAAAACAUCCCUAGCACAACUAAAUUUUUGGCCAGCUUUCUGUCUCACGUGGCCUUGGGUUUUGGCUUGAGACAUAUCAUUAAUUACAACCAGAUAGGAGACGGGGUUCAGUGGUCCAGUUUGCAGUCCAGUGAUGGAGACCCAUACAACCUUCUUACAUGUGUAGUAAUGCUCUAUGUGGACGCCUUCAGCUAUGCUACAGUAGCCUGGUAUAUCGACGCCGUGUUCCCUGGCGAAUAUGGUGUGCCCAAGCCUUGGAAUUUCAUCUUUAAUAUCAACUACUGGAGGAGGUUUCCACUGAAGAAUGAUAUGCCAGUCCCUACUGUUCUCAAACUGCAUAAUAAAGAUUGCAUUGAAGCAGACCCAACUAACCUGGUCCUGUGUGUCAGUAUAUGUGACCUGGUGAAAAUCUACAAAAAAGGAGGCAAGAUGGCUGUCAACCACCUCGACCUUAAGUUUUAUGAGGGACAGAUCACCUCACUUCUCGGACAAAAUGGAGCAGGAAAAACAACUAUCAUGUCUGUACUGAUUGGUCUGUUCUCUCCUACUUCGGGGACCGUGUAUAUACAAGGGAUGGACAUCCGGAAAGACAUAGACAUCAUCCGAAGGACCCUGGGAUUUUGUCCACAACAUAAUGUCCUGUUUGAUAAUAUGACAGUGCAGGAUCAUGUGUGGUUUUACGGACGUCUCAGGGGUAUGUCUGAAAAAGAAGUAAAGGCUGGCCUUAAUUCUUGGCUAAAAGAUGUUGGACUGCUGCACAAGCGUCAUGUACAGACAAAACUCCUCUCUGGUGGAAUGAAGAGAAAGCUGUCUGUGGCAAUUGCAUUUAUUGGCGCAUCAAAGGUGAUUGUUUUGGAUGAACCUACUGCAGGGAUUGACCCGCACUCCCGUCAAGGGAUCUGGGACAUACUGCUGAAAUAUCGCAAAGGCCGAACAAUAAUCCUGGCCACUCACUACAUGGAUGAGGCAGAGUUACUUGCUGAUCGUAUUGCCAUCAUCUCCCAAGGAAGGCUCUGCUGCUGUGGGUCCCUGCUAUUUCUUAAAUCUAAACUGGGGGUUGACUUCACUGUGACUCUGGUCAAAGAGUACCCCAUCUUGAAGCUGGAGCUUGGAUGCUUCUCGACAAAUCAAAGUAACAUCAGGGGAGCCAUGUUUGGUUGCAGCUGGUACUUUACCAGCUCCAAUGGCAGUUUUAACUGGUCCUAUGUCAGGAUCCAAAUCCUGGGCAACUUUGAUUUCUUGUGGCCCAUGGCUGCACUGCUGUCAAUGGUGCAGCGCUACUUUCCCAGAGCAAAGCUGAUGGAGUCAAGUCAUGAGGUGGCAAUAAAUAUACCCCAGGAAGACUACAAGAUCAGGCGCAUGGCUGUCUUCCUGUCUGAACUGAAUCAGAAUCUCAGCACAUUUGGAAUUACCAGCUAUGGCUUGUCUGACAGUAAACUAGAGGAUAUUUUUUUCAUGCAACGACCUUGCUGCCUCAAACUACAGAGGAUUACAACGAAAAUGAUAUUUCUUCGAGUGGCGGCUGACACUGAGGAUGAUGCAGAAUCAGAGCAGCAGAGUGAUCCUUCACAACGUUUGCAAACAUUAGAGGGAACCAGACAGAGGCAAAUUGAGCCUAAAAUUGAACAACAGGUUAGCGACCUCCUGAGUGGAACUCAGCAAGGUGUCAUCUUGACUGGAUGGAGGCUUACAUGGCAGCAUCUGAGAGCUCUCUUCAUCAAGCGAUAUCUGUAUUUCCGAAGGGAUCUUCAAGGCAUCUUCAGUCAGAUUGGGCUACCUUUGUUUGUGCUGGUUGUCUGUCUGUUGGCCACAUCAUAUCAUGCACCACAGGAUGGGAACCUGGAGCUCCACCCAUGCAUGUAUGGAGAACAGUACAUUUUCUUCAGCAGAGAAUCGCAUCUUCAAGCCUCGAAGAUCGAGGAUGCUCUACUGGACCUGCCUGGUUUUAGUACGAAGUGUAGAGGGAACAGCAUCUUGAGCCACGAGGAUGAAAUCGAACAGACUGAGCAUCCUGCCUGUCAAUGCAAAAGUAAGAGCAAAGGGUUUGGGGUUGGAGAAGCUGUUGAAGAUGAGCUGUUCAUCUUCCCGGGAAAUGGGCUCUUUCCAGACUGUCCAGAAGGGGCCAGACCGAGACAAAUAUACAACAGGGGGCGUGGCAUCAUCCUGCAAAAUCUGACCAGUUAUAACGUAUCAGACUACCUGAUCAACAGCUACCCACAUCUUAUAAGGAAAAGCUUGAAGAUCAAGAUGUUCAUAGAAGAACUUAGAUAUGGAGGUUUCUCCAUAAUGCCAGGAUUACCGGAUUACCCUGUUGAAAAAGAUAAUAAUGUCAUUAUAUGGCAUAACACGAAAGGCUCACAUUCGCUCGUGUCAUUUGUUAAUGUGGUGAACAAUGGAUUUCUAAGACAAACGCUCCCCGGUGGUAGUAUUACUGCCACCAAUCACCCACUGGCACUUGAGGAGAAGACUGAUGAAAGUGCGAAACACGCAAUACUAAAGGAAUUUGUCACUCGUGUCAGCAUCAUAUUUGCCAUGUCCUGUGUGCCAGCCAGCUUUGUGCUAUUCCUGAUUAGGGAAAGGGCAAGUAAAGCCAAACACCUCCAGUUUGUCAGCGGAGUCAAACCAAUAAUCUACUGGGUGGCAAACUUAUUCUGGGACAUGAUCAACUACACCCUCUCAGCUAUGAUUGUGGUACUCAUCCUUAUCAGUUUCCAGCGUGAAGAAUACAUCAAAGCCGGUAACCUGCCAGCUCUCGUCCUGCUUCUUCUCUUAUAUGGGUGGUCCAUCAUCCCCUUUAUGUACCCUAUUUCUUUUAUGUUCACCCUUCCCAGUAAGGGAUACAUUGUUUUGACCACUGUUAGCCUAGCCAUUGGAAUUAUUUCUAGCUUGGAUUUGUUUCACGACUCUACAAAGACGAAUGACAUAGAAAGAAUAUUACACAUCUUCCCCCAUUACCACUUGGGACGAGGACUCAAAAGAGCAUUGCUGCAGAUAUUUGAAGAGGUGGGGGGUCAGCCUACCAUAUAUUCUUUCAACCUGGAAUAUGAUGGAAGAAGCCUCAUUGCAAUGGCAGCAGAGAGUGUCAUCUUCUUUCUUUUCACCAUAUUGCUGGAGUACAAGUUCUUCAUCCAUAGGAGUGUACACCCUUGCCCUAAGAUCCCUCUUGUCUCAGAGGAUGAGGACGUGGCAAGGGAAAGGGAGAGAGUUGAAAGUGGUCAAGCUAAUUCGGACAUGCUCACCAUGAUAAAUCUGACCAAAAUUUACAAUGAUUACAGUACAGUAGCAGUCAAUCAACUUUGCCUUGGGAUUCCUCGUGGUGAGUGUUUUGGCCUUCUUGGUGUCAAUGGAGCAGGGAAAACUACGACAUUUUCCAUGCUGACGGGAGACACGAUGGUCAGCUUCGGAGAUGCUUUCCUCAACCACUACAGUAUCGUGCAUAAAAUGGACCAGCUUCGCCAGAUGAUGGGAUACUGCCCACAGAUUGAUGCCAUCUGGAGCCUCCUGACUGGCAUCGAACACCUGGAACUCUAUGCUCGUCUACGAGGGGUGCCUGAGGAGUCUGUCACCAAGGUAGCUCAAUUGACUGUGAAGAAGCUAGGACUGAGCAUGUGUGCCAAGCAAAAGGCUAAAGAUUACAGUGGAGGCAACAAGCGGAAGCUCAACACCGCUAUUGCCCUCAUUGGUGCUCCGCCUAUUAUAUUUCUGGAUGAACCCACCACAGGCAUGGACCCACUGGCUAAAAAGUUCAUGUGGAACUACAUCCGCUCCCUCAUGAAAGAUGGAAGAUCAGUUGUUUUGUCUUCUCACAGUAUGGAGGAAUGUGAAGCUCUCUGCAACAGAAUAGCCAUAAUGGUCAGUGGCUGUUUCGUGUGUCUUGGGUCUGUGCAACACUUGAAGAACAGAUUUGGUGGUGGCUAUAUCAUCACCUUUCGUCUGGCAGAAUCCAAAGAAGACACUUCUCAAGUCAUAAUCCUUAUGAAGGAAGUCUUUCCCAUGAUCAAGCUGAGGAAACAGUACCAUAACGUGCAGCAGUACGAGCUUCCGGCCAAUGCCUGCUCCCUGCCUCAAGUUUUUGAAAUGCUGGCCAACAUUUAUGAGGAGCUGGGCAUAAGGGAAUUCAGUGUUUCGCAGACCACGCUGGACCAGGUCUUCAUCAACUUUGCCACGAAGUAUAUUAAAAAUGAGACAAGAAAGCCCAGAGCUACUUCCUGGACCCAAUAUGGUUUAAAGUCUGCAAGCAUUCAUCCUGAGGCACCAAUUCCGCCACAGCAAAGCGACUCCUCCACUUGGCAGCAGGAGUAGCUUCACACAUAAUCGUGCCACUGAGGAAGAAGUGUGUCUAUGAGGUCAAAGCGGAGCAACCACAAACAUUCUCCUCUUCCAAUUUUGCACCAUCAGAGGGAUUACUGAACUUUGGUGAAGUAUUAAGGACAAAUAUGCAAGCUGUUCACUUGGUUAUGUCAUUCAUUUGCCAUACUCAUGAGUUGUCGUUAAAAGGACCUACAGUAUGUGUUACUUUGAACGACAAAGAUAUGAUGCUUCCCAAAUUGUUUGAUUCACACCCGUCACUCAUGUUUAAAAAGUUUCCUAUUAAUAUCGUGAUUUUAAAUGAAAAUUUGAUGUUCCUGUUCACAAUGUCACUCAUAAAUAAACAUAUUACAUGUUGCAUUUUCUGUAUGCUUACUGUACAUUUGAAAGAAAACAAUCAGAAGGGUACAUUAUUCAUGAUCCCUCAACAAGAUUUUUCUAAAUCAGGUGGCAAAAUGUGCAGUUUUUCAUGUUUAAUCUCACUGGGACGCAGAUAUGAUGCAUAAAUUGAAUUUGUGUUACACAUUUUAUAUAUUGCAAACCCCAAAGUUAUUAACAUCAAUAUCUACCUUCCUUCCUACUGUCGGUCCAUCAUGGAAACCUGCUAGUUACAUUUGUUUUGAGAAAUACAUAUAGGUUAUUUUUUAUGAGGGUAUCAUUUGUGUCCUUAGUAGAUAUUAAGCUGUAUUUUGACUAAACAAUUUUUUAUAUUAAUAAUUAAACGUAUUUUUUUGUGUGUAUUAUCAA